Messenger RNA from Pyrenophora tritici-repentis Pt-1C-BFP, 1227 nucleotides. Lineage: Eukaryota; Fungi; Ascomycota; Dothideomycetes; Pleosporales; Pleosporaceae. The record is from RefSeq and is a predicted model, not a curated record.
AUGCCUGGGAAAGGCAAAGGCCUAGUCGCAGUUGAAGAUAUCCCUAGGGGCACUCGAAUACUCGAGGAGACACCGAUUAUCGCGAUACCGGACAGCCCCCUAAAAGAUAACUUGCUCAAAGCCCAGAUCGUGCAGCAGAUGAACUUCCUCAAUGACGCUCGCGAAAUUCGCCGAAAGCGACUGCAAGACAAGUUCGGGUUCCUGUGUUCAUGCAAGCUCUGCUCUUUACCCGAAGAGCAAAGUGAGCAAAGUGACAAGCGCUUAGCCAGAAUCGACCAGCUAGACGAACUUAUCGGUCGCGACGGUAUGGCGAUGAACUUUUCCCUACGUACUUUUCGUUACGCCGAAGAACGUAUCCGACUCUACGAGGAACAGAUAUCUGGCGAUGCCGGACUCUCGCGGACAUACAUGGAUGCAGCAAAAGUUGCUAUUGCCAAGGGCGAUCUGGCGCGAGGACGCAUCUUUGCAGAGAGGGCGGUGGAUGGAUGGCGAGCAGGUGGUGGAAAUGACCGUAAAGAGGUGCUUGAGUAUGGUGAUUUGUGCAAGAAUCCGGCUAAACUUUCGUUGGACGGCCUAUCCAUGGAGUGGAAAACAUCCGUGGAUGAAGUUCCGCAAGGACUCAAUCAAAGUGAUUUUGAUGACUGGCUGUGGCGUAGAUGGACGAAAGCGUAUGGGGAAAAGAUGCAGUGCUCGACGGGUUUCCGAGACCGGGCAGCUUUCCCGAGUUUCGCGGGUCUGCCUAACAAAGGCGGCUUUUAUGGUGUCCAUGAAGAAUCUGUCAACAUCGACCAGCCGCUAAAGCACUGGUGCUUUUUGGGCGAGAUAACUAACUUCUCCAGCCUCGCACACCUAGAACUAGAACUUGUAGAUUCUGACGACAAGAAACUGCCACUUCACUUCUACACCGAGCAGCGGGGCCAAGAAGUUGACGUUGCUCAACUCCGAGUCGGUUACACGGUUGCUAUUCUUUACGCACAGCGUUAUCGCUUCGUGUAUGGAAAUCCUGGCAUACGUCACGAAAAUCCCCAGAUGCUCAAGAUCUUUCCAACGCCACUCAAGACGCUGCUGGAGCUCAGUGACCGAGAGUGCCAAAAGAUCGGCUGGAAUGAGAGACGUCACAAGGCUGAUUGCAAGAUGCUCAAGCAUUUGGAUUUGCGAGGCCUCCUUGGAUUUGAGUGGACUGAGGCGGAUACCCGUGCAUCGUUUCCAUUGACAGCCGUUGUAUGA